AAUGACUCUGAAUAUUUUGAUAUCCAACAGUGAUCUUCUCCAUACUUCUAAAAGCGAACCGAGACCUUGAAAAAAAUCUUUGUUUUGAAAACUCCGAUCGACUGUGGAGUUUUUGACAGGAUUAUACAAGGAGAACUUGCAGCGUACCUUUUGCUUCUCAGCAACCCUAGCCCUGCCACUCAGCAGACUAGGAGAUUUACGAACAGCAGAUUUUCCCCCCAGAUCCCGCUGUCAUCAGGGGGAUCCCGGAAUUCUCUGAGAGAGAAAAAAACCUUUGGACAUUAUUACCUCCUAGUGUUGUGAAGUUCAUCAUUCAGCAGGAUGAUAAACCCGUUCUUGGAGAGUAGCUCGCACCUGGGGGCCGGGACUUUGAAACUGAGCCCCACAAACCACAUGAACGAUACCGGAUCAUACCUUCACGGACACUCUAAUCAAUACAGCGUUUCCUCUAAUGGAUACGGAGUGCCUCACUCGCAUCACGUCAAUGGCUAUGCCACCCGGGAUCUUCUUCUCCGCCGGGCCGACCACAUCACCAUUCCCGGACACGAGACCAACGGAAACUCGGGGAUGUUCGGAACACCCUCUGCAUCCUUCCACUCACAUCCUUCAGAAAGCAGCCAUAUGCUAUUGCCUGGACUCCAGGAGUCCUCUCCGUUUUCCUCCGGACAUCACGUGUCCAACAGAUUUGGAUUCCCGUCCGAUGUUUAUUCCCGUAUGGAGCAAUACAAUCACAUGGUACCCCAGAGAGCGGACCACUAUACUCAACCCCAGUCGUUCAACGUCCCUCCAGUAGGGGGACUUAACUCCAUGAACAUUGGGUCCCACGGGCCCGGAGCUUUCCUACGGUACAUGCGACAGCCCAUCAAGCAAGAGCACACGUGCUUGUGGGUAGACAAAGACCAACACGAACCGAAGAAACCGUGCAAUAAAAUUUUCUCCACGAUGCAUGAAAUCGUGAACCAUCUGACUGUGGACCAUGUUGGGGGGCCAGAACAAGCUGACCACACCUGUCUCUGGCAGGACUGUGCCAGGCAUGGCCGACCAUUCAAGGCCAAGUAUAAAUUGGUCAACCAUAUUAGAGUACAUACAGGGGAGAAACCCUUCCCCUGUCCGUUUCCUGGAUGUGGGAAAGUUUUCGCAAGAAGCGAAAAUCUCAAAAUCCACAAAAGAACCCAUACAGGAGAGAAGCCCUUCCCCUGUGAGUUUCCCGGUUGUGACCGGCGAUUCGCCAACAGUUCCGACCGCAAGAAGCACAGCCAUGUCCACACCAGCGACAAGCCAUACCUCUGCAAGUUCCGGGGCUGCGACAAGAGCUACACUCACCCCAGCUCCCUCCGGAAGCACAUGAAAGCCCAUGGAAACAUGUCUCCACUUCCGGAUGGUUACGAGUCCGACGACCAAAGCAUCGGAUCAGAAAGUAUCCCGAGCCCGACCAUAGAAAAACCUCGCUCCCUAAUCACGCCACCUAGUGCCAGUUCAGACCAUUCAUCACAACCGGAAGUCAUUCCGGACGCCCGUUCUUGCUUCACCACCGAGCCCGAUCUUGUCCACAAGCACUCACCCAAUGCUAGUCCGACUUUGCCCAUCCACCCAACAGCAACAUUGCCGACGUCUCACCAACUGAACGAGUGGGUGAUCUGUCAAAACAAUAGCCUCCAAACAAGUGAACAUAUGCCCUUGACCCCUUUCGGUAAUCAUUUGAACUCCAUGCAUCAUCAAACUCUGAUGCAAUUUUCUUAAAAACGGAGGAUAAAAAAUUACUGGGAUUUGUGCUCUAUAUGACGAUAGUUCUUCUCUUUGUAUACCAUGUGCAUAAUAUUAUUGUACUGUUAUUCAUUUCAUGUGUAAUUAAUCAUAUGUGUUGACUUUUAUAUUAACCCUUGUUGAAUUUUAUUAAUUUUAACAAUUAAACUUGAA
This is a messenger RNA of Magallana angulata, 1917 nucleotides long. RefSeq names its product zinc finger protein ZIC 4-like. The transcript is spliced from 2 exons. Bases 322 to 1740 code for a protein of 472 amino acids. Lineage: Eukaryota; Metazoa; Mollusca; Bivalvia; Ostreida; Ostreidae. Gene Ontology annotation, biological process: regulation of transcription by RNA polymerase II; central nervous system development. Gene Ontology annotation, molecular function: DNA-binding transcription factor activity, RNA polymerase II-specific; RNA polymerase II cis-regulatory region sequence-specific DNA binding. The record is from RefSeq and is a predicted model, not a curated record. Gene Ontology annotation, cellular component: nucleus.